GAGUCAGGACGCCGACGUGGGUCCUCUCAGUCUCUCAGCAAUGUCCCCGCCAGCUACAGAGAAGGUGCUCCGUGAGAUCGCCCAACAAGCGGUGGCGAUCUUUGCCGAUCACGGGCACGAUUGCUGCCUCUUCGGCAGCUUGGGUUGUGCGCUUUAUGGUACUACUCGAAGCCCCAGCGACGUGGACCUGAUCGUCCUCACCGACGAGGACGCAGAGAAGCUGAAAGAGAUCUUGGUAGAUGAAGACAGCAGCUUCUACCUCAAAUCGUCCGACAACGACCUUGUCAGAUGGAAGAUCCUCUGGUACACCCUCCCAUCAGCGCGUCGGGACUGCAAAGUUGACAUCCUCACCCCCGGCGGGAAGCUGAACCUCCCCCGCGUGCCGAACCGGCACAUCAAGCAUAAGCGCCAGCUCCCUGUGAUGCAGAUCCUCCCGCUUCUGUUGACGAAGCUUCGCGGGUGGACGGACCACCGGAAGUCUCGCAGGAGUGAUAAAUGGCGGAAGCUGCACAACGACGUGAAGGACAUCGACGACCUCCUUCCCAUCGCAUGCCGCACCGGCACGCACAUCAACAGCAGGAGGUUGCGCUGGCUGCGGAAAGGUUUUGUGGAUUUUGUGGCCGCUUCGCAGAGGCGCAUUUAUAAGUACGUUGAGGAGUAUCCAGACUCUGCGGGCUACUGGGAGAGGCUCGGCUUCGAUGCCUAUUCAGAUGAAUGCAAAUGUCCGAUUUGUUCGCGAUGCCACUAGAUUCUUUGGCAAGUCGUUUCUUGGAUACGGUUGCCAUAAUAUCUCGCAAUGUGGCCGAAGGAUAAUACUUCUCCUUAUAUCUGGUGGACAUUGUGGUCUGACUGGGUUCAGACUUCUGGUGUAUGUAAAACAGAACAUGUAUGAGUAAAAGUCUAUGGGCAUGACAGGGUAUGGUAUCUGGGUUUCUAUAGGGAAGCUAUGGUUAGGGCUCG
Laetiporus sulphureus 93-53 is the source of this 960-nucleotide messenger RNA. RefSeq lists its product as uncharacterized. The transcript has 3 exons. The record is from RefSeq and is a predicted model, not a curated record. Lineage: Eukaryota; Fungi; Basidiomycota; Agaricomycetes; Polyporales; Laetiporaceae. The coding region runs from base 41 to 748 and encodes 235 amino acids.